AUGUCCCAACCGUAUUAUAACCCCCACGGUUAUCCCCCACAGCUCCGUCCCGGUUCCGCCCAGUCUCCAUACCCGCCCUCAUCGCCCGCGCCGCAGCAACAGGGUCAGUACCAGGCCUAUCCGCCAUCCGUUCCGGGCAACAAGCCAGUUCCUGCGCCGUCGCCUCAACCCCAGGCCUAUCCCGGUGCUCGACCCUCCCCCUCGCCCGCGCCGCAAGGAUAUCCCCCGUCUCCCUACAGCCAGGCCCCUCCCCCGCCCCAGGGCUAUCCGCAGGCCCCUCCAUAUGGACAACCUCCCCCGGGACCUCCUCCUUCUCAGCAAUAUGGCGCCCCGGGACAAUAUCCUCCACAGCCUCCCUCUCAUUACCCUCCGCAGCAAGCACCGUACCCUGGCGGUCCUGGCCAGCAGCCGGGGGCCCCCUAUGGUCCUCCCGGGGGAGCCCCUCCGUCCGCUCGGGCAACUGAUCAGCAGAUAGGCGCCUAUCGUCAGCUCCUCAUCGCCACCAUCCAGGAAAACCAGAUCCAAUACUUCUAUCCCCCCGACAAACUCGACAGACUCGUUCAAAACCUCGCCAAUGAGGCUCCCGCCAAGAUCAACAAGCUCUGCCAUGAGUGGAACGUGCCUCAGGAAGUCGCUACCGAUAUUAUCAAGCUCAGCCUCUUCGAUGUCGUCAUCUACGUGGACGACAGUGGUUCGAUUGAAUUCGAGGAACGCGGCAUCAGAAAGGAACAGCUUAAACAGAUUCUCGGGAUCGUUGCGACCGCCGCGUCGACCUUUGACCAGGACGGCAUCUCCGUCCGCUUCAUGAACUCGUCCGAACAGGGUGACGGUAUCCGCAACGCCGGCGACGUGGAGAUGCUUGUGUCGCGCGUUCGCUUCCAGAGCUUGACCCCGCUGGGAACCGGCCUGAAGAACAAGGUGCUGGACCCCAUGGUUGUCGGCCCUGCCAAGGCUGGACGUCUGCAGAAGCCCGUUCUGAUCAUUACCAUCACCGAUGGUCAGCCGGCUGGGGAGCCCAUCGAUACGGUGGCCAACUCGAUCCGCUACGCCGUCGAUGAGGUGUCGCGCACGCCCUGCGGACGCGGCGCCGUGUCCUUCCAGUUCUCGCAGGUGGGCAAUGAUAACAAGGCUCGGGAGUUCCUUCGCUCCCUUGAUGAGGAUCCCAGCAUUGGAAAUUUGAUCGACUGCACAUCCAACUUUGAAGUUGAACAGGACGAAAUGAUGCGCGCCGUGCCUCCUGUUCACUUGACUCGGGAACUUUGGUGUGCGAAACUGAUGCUUGGUGCUAUCGAUCACUCUUAUGAUACGAAGGACGAGAAGGCCGCGGGCCAGGGUGGCCUUCCCCCUGGACCGCCUCCUGGCCAGUACGGCGGGUACAACCAGGGUCCUGGGUAUGGCCAGCCCGGACCGUAUGGCCAGCCUCCUGCUCCCUCCUACGGCCAGCCGGCUCCGUAUAACCCCGGGGGUGCUCCGGGAGGCGGGUAUGGGCAGCCCCAAUACCCGCCUAGCCAGGGCCAUCCUCCGGCGCCCGGUUAUGGGCAGCAGCAGUAUCGUGGAUACGGACCUCCUGGCGGAGCGCCUCCUCCCAGCGGCUACCCGCCCCAGGGAGCGUACGGUCAAGGCCCUCCGCCGCCGCCCCGAUACUAG
This is a messenger RNA of Aspergillus terreus NIH2624, 1647 nucleotides long. It is a transcript of the gene rfeF, whose product is annotated as putative transcription factor RfeF. Bases 1 to 1647 code for a protein of 548 amino acids. The transcript has 4 exons. The record is from RefSeq and is a predicted model, not a curated record. Lineage: Eukaryota; Fungi; Ascomycota; Eurotiomycetes; Eurotiales; Aspergillaceae.